UUCAGGAUUUUCUACGCGUCAGUUCAGUUCAGCGGCGUGAAAUUUUCCGGGCCUGAAUAAACCGGAGACAGAAACGAAGCAGCGGAAAGAGACGGAAAUCGGAGUAAUGGCAGCCAUGGCGUCGUCCGCUCCCACGGCCGCGAAACCCGUCGCUCUACUGCCAGCCCCAAUCUGCCGCUGCGGCGGCGGAGGUCUCAGAUCGACGCUCCUGGCCCUGAUGCCGCCGGCGGCGGCGGCGGCUUCCCGGUUCCGAGUCUCCGCCUCCGCCUCGGACGUGCCCGAUUUCCUCUCCUCCGACUGGCUCGAAACACGGAAGAAAAAGCCUUUCGGCCCCAGGUUGAAUUUUAAUGCAGAAGAAGCAGUAGAAUACCAACUUGAGGCAUUAAAAUACAAUGAUCAGCCACGCCAAGAUUAUGGGAUAGAAGUCAUGUACAGGUUUGCAGGCUUUGAUCCUUUUGAGAGAUCAACUUAUUUUGGGCGACAAUUUGAUCUAGGACAGUUUGAACGUUUCCGGCGGAUAUUUCACCAUUCAACUUAUAGGGUUUUGCUUGCCCACAAAGAAAGAACUAUAUUGAGCAGUUUAUGGGUUGAAGAGAACCUAUAUAAGCAAAGAGUGUGGGUUCGAGGAUCACGUCCGGAGGAAGAAGCUAUAUUUCAGUUUACAAUGGUUCAGAGGGUUGGUGGCUCAUGGGAUGGGUACUGGUUAACUGAGAGCUUAAUCAAUGAUGAUGGAGAUGCACUCUCAGGUGGUCUUGCUUACUGACCGAUAUGUGUCUUACACUCAAGCUUCUAGCGUAUUGAUGUACUGAUGAAUCUAGAAAAUUAUAUAGCCGUGCAAUUAUGCACGGUUGGUCCAGAAAUAGGUUUUCUUUUUUUUUAAAAAAAAAAGAUUGUCCAGUUAUAUGUCACGGAAAGAGUAGCAAUAGUACAUGUGCUGUGGUAGAAUUGACUGCGACACUCCCAUUCUGGGAGCAUUCAAUAUGUCAAUGGUCAAACACGCCGCUAUUGUACAUAAGUUUGGCGGCUGUAUGGUUGUUUAUGAAAUACCGUCAUCUGGAAAGCUUUCAGCGAUAGCUCAAUGUGGAUGUUCAGGUCAGGAAACGGCAUUGUCAGAAGAAACAAAGUCCUAUAUACACACAUCUAUGUUUUUAUUUUGUGUACGCUAUGAUUGUCUAUUGCUCCAUCCAAUCAGAAGUUGAAUUGUUAACUGCU
Messenger RNA from Oryza sativa Japonica Group (Japanese rice), 1212 nucleotides. RefSeq lists its product as uncharacterized. The record is from RefSeq and is a predicted model, not a curated record. NCBI's taxonomy places the organism in Eukaryota, Viridiplantae, Streptophyta, Magnoliopsida, Poales, Poaceae.